AUGCAAUGUCACCGUGAAAUAAUCGCUAGUGUCUGGCCAGUCGCUUACGAACAAGACGUCAUUCAAGAAGCCCAACUUGAUAAUCUGCUUCUGCGAGAGCUCCGGUGGCUCUGGCUAAAUUCAACACGUUUGAGCGCUUCUUGGAGUCGUUUGAAUUUGCUCGCACUUCUGGUGUGGAGCCCUUACACCCCACUGUAUGCGGACCUUAUGCUCAAACCUAGAGACAAGCAAGAACCGGGAAGCCGUUCGGCGCGCGAGUUUAACCCAACAGUUUAUCAUUUGUCAGAAUUACCGCCUGUGCUAUGA
Molecule: messenger RNA, 306 nt
Organism: Plasmopara halstedii
Lineage: Eukaryota; Oomycota; Peronosporomycetes; Peronosporales; Peronosporaceae
Exons: 1
Coding region: 1-306 (101 amino acids)
Source: RefSeq, a predicted model, not a curated record